Monopterus albus (swamp eel) is the source of this 658-nucleotide messenger RNA. RefSeq names its product histidine N-acetyltransferase-like. The record is from RefSeq and is a predicted model, not a curated record. Lineage: Eukaryota; Metazoa; Chordata; Actinopteri; Synbranchiformes; Synbranchidae. Bases 165 to 593 code for a protein of 142 amino acids. The transcript has a single exon.
UGAGCUCCUGGUCUUCACUGUGUCGCCCUCUGCAGGCCAUCUUAUCUCUGUGCUGUGAGGUGACUGACCUUGGCCCCUUUGUUGCUGAGCUUCAGUCCAGACUUCCCUGCCAGACUAACUCCUCCUCCCACAGCCUGGUCAUUCUGGACCAGCAGCAGGCCGAGAUGCUAAUCUUGUCAGACCAUGUGGUUUCCAAUUUGCUGCCCAACAAAACCAUCAUCAAUGACUGGGAGCCUCUGAAGCCAGUGCAGGCCAACCUGGAGGUCCUGCGCCGCAGGGGGUUGACAUGGAUUGCCGAUCAUGAGCUGGAACCCUCUGCUAUCAGCCUGUGCACCACACCAUAUGCCGUCCCCUACCGCCAUGAUGCCCUGCAUUUCAAUAUCAACAUCUUUGGCCACAGUUUGGCUUCAGUCUGCGCUGUGUUUCUGGCUCAGCUUGAAGCUUUGCUGCCAAGUCUCCAAGGUUACCUGAUCUUCUACACCUACGUUGACCCUGAGGUUUGGCCCGGGCUAUGUGAGUUCUGCCAGAACAAUGCCAAUGUGUCUUUUUUCAAGGACUACUGGGAGGAGGUCAUACUGGAGGCAGACCUCUGAAUCACACACAUUUGAGACUGACCAGUAGAAGAAUUCUUAGGCUUUUGGUGAUUCUUCAGCAGGCU